Molecule: messenger RNA, 977 nt
Organism: Vitrella brassicaformis
Lineage: Eukaryota; Vitrellaceae
Source: the annotation of a GenBank genome assembly
CCCCCGCAGCCGCCCGCACCCGUAGGGACUUGGCCUGUUCCAGCGGCUGCAACUCCGAGAUGAUGAUAUCGGGGCUGUCAGGAGGGAUGGUGGAGGUGGGCCAGGCAACGACCUCCAGUUGGGUCGCCUUCUCGAAGGAGUGUCGGGGCUAAAUCGAUUGCCGCCUUCUUGGGUGGGAGGAGGGGGCCGUUGGGGAGAGUCACACGCAGAGUCUCCGCCUUGGUCGCCAGCUCCUGCACGGCCGUGAUGAAUCGGGGGGAGGGCUUGGUGGGGAAAUGGUCGCUGUGGAGGGUGCCAAGGUCGAUGGUGCCGUCCCCACACCCGGCAAUCUCGACUGGCACGGCCGACGGUGCACAGCAGCUGGUGAUGAACUGUUCGAGGGCGCACAGCCGGAGGAGCACGUCAGUCCCGUCGGCUGCAGGUGGGAGGGACACGUCAAGGCGCUUCAGGGACUUGUGGCAGCCAUGCGCCGAUAGAGCCUCCUGAGCAUUCGUACAGGGAUCAGUCAUGCCAGCUUGGUGCCGUGAUGUGUUGUGAUGGAUCACCUGAAGCUGAUCCAGACCCGGAGGGCUUGAUAUCUUGAUAUCGCCCAUGCUCUCCAGCCGCGCGAGAGGCCCCUUCUGGCCAGGCCCUCCCACUGGCAUGCGCUCAAACACCGACGCCCACUGGCGAUCCCAAUAGCACCCACCGAUGUGCUGCAGGCUCGUCGAUGUCCUGACGAAGCCUCCCAGACUGUCAGUGCCCCACCCCUCCUGCCUCACUAUCGCGAGCGACGGCAUCCGCCACUCCCUGUCGGCCAGAGUGCUAUGUUUCUUGCGGAGCCCAAUCACAGAGGCGAGGGCGUCAAGGGUCGUGGGAUGGGCGGCGGGUGGAGGUAUGGACAGGGGGAUACUGUACUGGCGCUGCAGGCGUCGCUGGACAGGCAGAUCCAGCACGCUCUCCUCGAAGGCUAUUGUCUGCAGAGUCCCUCCCUCCAU